This is a messenger RNA of Ornithorhynchus anatinus (platypus), 5124 nucleotides long. RefSeq names its product protein tyrosine phosphatase non-receptor type 1 (gene PTPN1). Gene Ontology annotation, molecular function: protein tyrosine phosphatase activity. Gene Ontology annotation, biological process: protein dephosphorylation. The record is from RefSeq and is a predicted model, not a curated record. NCBI's taxonomy places the organism in Eukaryota, Metazoa, Chordata, Mammalia, Monotremata, Ornithorhynchidae. Bases 121 to 1416 code for a protein of 431 amino acids. The transcript is spliced from 9 exons.
UGAGGCGGGCCUAGAGGGGAGGGAGGCCGGUGGGUGGGGUGGCCGGCCGGCCUCGGCUCCGCCGCACGGGGAGCAACACCACAAGAAGAAGAGGAAGAAGAAGAAGAAGAAGCAGCCGCCAUGGAGAUGGAGAAGGAGUUCCACCAAAUCGACAAGGCGGGCAGCUGGGCGGCCAUUUACCAGGAGAUCCGACAUGAAGCCAGUGACUUCCCAUGUAAGGUGGCUAAACUUCCUAAAAACAAAUCUCGAAACAGGUACAGAGAUGUCAGUCCUUUUGACCACAGUCGAAUUAAGCUGCAUCAAGAAGAUAACGACUAUAUCAAUGCUAGCCUAAUCAAAAUGGAGGAAGCCCAGCGGAGUUAUAUCCUCACCCAGGGUCCUUUGCCCAACACCUGUGGUCACUUUUGGGAGAUGGUUUGGGAACAGAAAAGCCGAGGCGUUGUCAUGCUCAACAGAGUAAUGGAAAAGGGAUCGUUGAAGUGCGCACAGUACUGGCCACCAAAAGAGGAGAAGGAAAUGAUCUUUGAUGAUACCAAUUUGAAAUUAACAUUGAUUUCUGAAGACAUCAAAUCAUAUUACACAGUACGACAGUUAGAAUUGGAAAACCUCACGUCACAAGAAACUAGAGAAAUCCUGCACUUUCACUAUACCACAUGGCCUGACUUUGGAGUCCCAGAGUCUCCAGCCUCAUUCCUAAACUUUCUGUUUAAAGUCCGUGAAUCUGGGUCACUCAGCUCUGACCACGGACCUAUCGUGGUGCACUGCAGUGCUGGAAUUGGGAGAUCGGGGACGUUUUGUCUGGCUGACACAUGUCUCCUGUUGAUGGAUCGAAGGAAAGAUCCCUCUUCUGUGGAUAUUAAGCAGGUGCUCUUAGAAAUGAGGAAAUACAGAAUGGGGCUGAUACAGACAGCAGAUCAGCUUCGUUUCUCUUAUCUGGCCGUCAUCGAGGGAGCAAAAUUUAUCAUGGGAGACUCUUCAGUUCAGGAGCAGUGGAAAGAGCUCUCCAACGAGGACUUAGAACCACCCCCCGAGCACACCCCACCACCACCCAGGCCACCGAAGCGAACCUCAGAAUUGCAUAACGGGAAGGUACACGACCAAACAGACUUCUUCCCUCACCACCAGAGGGAAGAAGACCUGAUCGAAUGUGUGGAGAGCCCCGUUGUGCCGACCGGGUCAGAGGGACGAGCCUCCCUCGCUACGCCACUGAACGGAGAAAGCACUUGUCAAGACACUGGAGUCAGAAGGAGAACUGUUGGGGAACAUCAGCGUAUGACAACCCACAAAGAAGAGCCAUCCCCGGAAGAGGACGAGGAGAGCAUGAUGUCUAAUUGGAAGCCAUUUCUAGUCAACAUCUGCAUAUUCACCGUCCUCACAGCUGGCGCUUACCUCUGCUACAGGGUAUGUUUUCACUGAUGGACGUGCCAGCGAGAUGAGAAUGUGUGGAAAAAGACCAUCACCUUGACCAGUUUGUGAUUCAGUACUCCGAAAGUUUCUGAGCCAUGUCUCAGUGGAAGCAGAUGUAAGGUUGAAAGGCUGGAACUUUGGUAGGGCUAAAAGAGAAUUGAUGCACCAGGGUCUCAAUAAGCCCUGUGGUCCCAAGAACAUAUUCUAAUCUCAGGGCCUUAAAAUAUUCAGGACUAAGCAGAGAAAAUGCCAAAUAAAUCUUUUUUUUCUUUUUUUCGUUUUUUUUUUGGUUUGUUUUCAUGGGACUGUUUUUGUUUAUAUCGAAAAGAAUAAUAGAAUUACAACACAUUGUUGUUUUUAACCUUUUUAAAAACCUGUCAUUUGUGUUCUUUUUCCGAUAAAAAGACCUAGGCACAAGUGAAACUUGCUUGUACUCUCCAAGUGCGUUGUCACCAAAUACACAUUUUUUUCCACUGGGUUUCCCAGCGAAGUCCCAACAUUUAAGUACGUAAAGCCUUUUGGAAAGGAGGGGUGGGAGCAAGGUCAGCCUCGAGUUCACCUCAUCUAGCAUUUAGGCUGAGUCCUGAGCAGUGCCUGAGAUAUUCAUACACUGAAUCUCAGCAUCACGAGGUCAUUAGCAUCCCUUUUGUACAUGACCUUUGUUUAAAAAAGAAAAUACACAGGCUACUUGAUUUGCUCAGGGUUCCCUAAACAUUUAUUUUUAAUUUUAUUUUUAUGGGGGAGCUUUUUUGUUGUUUAUUCUAGUGAUCUUUUUGUUGCACUUGACUUGCACAUAUUCUUGCAACCAUUGUACCAGCCCCUGAGAUUUUUGUUUACUGUUGUACCCCUCAGCCCAAACUUGCCCACCAGCAUUUUAAAGCUGUUGUAGUUCAUUUUUAGACAGACCGGUUUCAACUUCAUUUGGAAUGUAAAGUGCAGUUUCACUAGAAAUGCUUGGUAAGCAAAAUUUGCUGCUGUUGAAAUUGAGGAGCAUGUGAGCAGCUCUUCCGAGAAGCAAACCCAGGAGGGCAGCAAUUCGGGGGGGGAUCCUUGGGGGAGCAGUUUUUGAAAUGUAAACAUUUUGUGCCCUGCCCACCCCUGAGAAGGUUUUCGAGAGGCCACCAACUUCUUGUUCAGUUUGGAAUGAAUCGAUUGGCUUAUCCAAGUGCAAGCAUCUUUUCGUUAGUUUAGAGUUCUGAUUUUGUUUUGGGUUUUUUUGUUGGGUUUGGGUUUUUUGUUUGGUUUUUUUUUUGGUUUGGUUUUUCACGUUUUUUUGUUUAUUUGUUUUUGGCUUUUCUUUAGAAAACCAAGAUUUCUAUGAUGGCUUUAUUUUGGCCUGGGGUUUUAAAAUCCAGUUGGGUCAUCAAAAUGGAUUCAUGCCCCAAGUCUCUGCAGAUCUGGGUCCAGGGCCUAGUUCCUGUGAAAGUACUUAUUUCUCAUUCCAGUUCCUACACUCCUCCUCCUCGUCCUCUUCCUCCUCCUCUACCACAAACACCACCAAACUUGGCCCACUUCUGCCCCCACUGUUCGCGCCACCCCUUCCCCCCAAUAGCCCUCGGCUUCGAUCCCCAUCCACCCACAAGAGCCGGGUUGCCUUGGCGAGAGCUGAGAGCAGGCGAGCGGAGUGGCAAAAUCCAAGUUUGCCCUGCCCCCGAGGCCUCCCCCCCCCAAUGCUCUUCACCAUUGCAUCCCUCAGAUCUUAAUCCAAGCCCCUCCUUUAAGGAACGAGGGAUAGUUUUAUGCUGGUUGUGCAAAGACAAGUGGCAAAAUGCCGUUCUUGGGGGUCGCGGUGGCUGGUGCCGGGCCACUGAACUCAACGGGCAGUGGAGCCGCUCAUCGGUGCUAUUUCACGCAUCCUCGACGUGGAGCACUUAAACACCAUUCUCAGUCGACUUUUAUGGAGUUUGUUGUGUAAUUAGUCUUUCGCUCCAUAUUUAUUUUUUCCAAAGGUAUUCCUUUUUGUAAACCAAUAAGGUGUUCGUUUUUUUCUCUUUACGUGUCAGCCUUGCAUCAAGGGCUUAUCAAAAGUACAAUAAUAAAUCCUCAGGUAGUGCUGGAAACUGAAGACUUAUCUGUGAGAUGGUUGGCUCAGACCAGUGCUUGAAAGGAGGAAGAUUGUAAGCAGUCAUUAUUUAGUAAUAUUGUGGGUAACGAGAAAAAAGAUAUUGGAAUAUGUUUAUAGAACAAUGGUAUCGUAAUAUAUAAUGAGCAUUUGUAUAUUUAAGAUACAAUAUGUUGUUAUUUUUCCCCCGUUUUUUCUCCUUUUCUCCCCCUUCUGCCACUCCAUCUCUCUUCCCCCCCCCCCCCCACCCGCCAGAUCUGGUAGAAUGUUGUUCUAAAGCAUCACUCCCCCCAUUUGUAUUAAUUGCAUGUAAGAUUGUCUUGUCCCAAUUAAAUUCCGUGUGCUUGAAAGGUGAAAGAACUUUGUAUUUCCUCUUUAAUAACGUGCCCACAUGUAAAAGUCAAAUGAUAUUUGCAUGAUCCGAUCAUUAAGUAGCUGUGGUUCAAAAGGCUGUUGCUGAAAGUGUCUUCAAUCAGCGAUAGACCGAUAGAGGUGUUUACCAGAUAACACAUCCCUGCCCGGUAUUUGGCAUGACUUUCUAUUGGAUUUCUUCUCUGUAUAACCCAGUUGUUUAUCCUCUACACUUCAGCUGAGUGACAACUGUAGUGCAAACAUUCCAAGAGUAUGGUAAGCUGUAUUCACCCCUCUCCCUCUGGUGAGUUCGGGGAGCUCCCUCCUCCCCCCCGCCGGACACCCCAGGGUGAACCCUGGAGGGGCCCCCACAGUUCCAACUCCAGAAACUGCCCCAAGCGAGCCAUGCUUCCGAAAUGUCAGGUGGGUGAAGGGACAAAGCAAUUUUCCUGCUCGCUCUCUCUUGCCAUAGAAUUCUGGUUGGAAACCAACCUAUUUUUGAAAUCCCAGGCUGCCUUUCAAACAGGGUGCAGGAUCCUCUCCGUUGGGAAGUGUAACUUCCGGACGCGGGAAAGGGGGAUUUACUGUUUCCUGGAAGAGCCCACGGUCAUUUGAAUGUACUUGCAGCUUUUCCUGUAAAGGGAAUCUGCAACCUACAUAUCAAGGCUCAGUUUAUAAAAGAACCAAUCAGAGGCAGCUCUGGAUUAAAUCCUGCGUUUUUGCCAGCAAAUUCACCCUUUGCCUUUCACCUGUCGGAAGCCGAAAAGGAUUUUUUACCCUAGUGGGAGCGAGGAGUGGAGUGGCCCCUCCGAAGCCACAGGGAGAUGUGGAUAAGGCUUAUGAUGCCAAAUUGUAAGCAUUUUCUGUUUGUUUUUUGAAGUCCUGUAUAUGUAUGUAGUAGAUUGGGUGUGUAUAUACAGUAGAGUUUCAAAGUGGGUGUAUUGGUUAACUUCCUAUCCUUGGAAAAUGGAUGAAUUAUCCAUCUUGUUAAACGUAUGUUAGAAAGUUAGUGAGCUGCUAUGCUAUAUGCCUUAAGCAAAUAUAUACGCAUCAGGUCUUUCUUUUUUUACAAAUGGCCAUAGAAUAAACCCUUUUUUAAAAAAAAAAAAAAAAUAAAGAGAAAAAGAACUCAAUGUUUUAGUAUACUACCUUUUCAGGUAUCUUUUUGCGUGCGUGUGUGUGGGUGUGCGUUCACGUGUGUGCGCGCACGAGCUCUUCAUCGACCUCCCAGGUUUAGGUAAGACUGUACAGUUUUCCAAACUCCCAAACUGAUCAGUUCUCAUAAUAAAUUUUUUUUAAAAGAA